UGUCUGCCCCAAAUGGGACGACCUUUCAACUGAAGAUAUUUUGAUGCAUUAUUUUCGUAUUGUAUUCGUUUUAAAGAUAUUUAGGUAUAUGUCAGUAAUUACAGAAGAUGUGAUGUUUUGAAGAGCAACAAUGUCAUUGGCAGCAUUCGACAGGUUUCGUAAGGGCUUCAGUGCUUCUGGAAGCUCUGGCGGAAAUGAUGAAGGGGACACCUCCUCAGACAACUCAGUCUCUUCUCAAGCCUCAAACUCGGGGCUUGCCUCCGCUCCACAGAUAUCUAAAAUACUGCAGGAUGUUAUUGAUUGCAUUGAGAGCCUGAAGUCUGUAUUUGAGGAUGAUGGGUCACCAAUUGAUGACAAUAACCAGACCCUGCACCGUUUUUGCGCAAAACUAGAGUACCUACUCCAGGCAGAUAUGAAAGACAAGAAGACCCUUACUGGGCGCAAGAAAGACUACUGGGAGUACUUCUGUGAGUGUCUCAGUCCUCUCAAGGGUGUGAAUGACGGCAUCAAGUAUGUGAAGACCACUGGGGAUUGUAAGACAUCCCUUGGUAAAGGAAGGGCAUUCCUGAGAUUCUGCCUGAUGCACCACAGGCUGGCAGACAGCUUACAGGCCUGCUGCACUAAUGGAAAAGUCACCAGUGGCUGGUACCUGCCCAAGUCAUUAUGGCUACAGCAUGAGAGAAGUAGUGCCAUCCUCAGUGCUCUAUAUGACCUCAAUGACCUUGUGUUCGACCUUGCACCCAGAGGUUACGACCUUGACAACUCUUGGCCGUCCUUUGCAAGGAAGGGGAAUGAAGGUUCCCAUGGCUGGGCGUUGAACGAGAGAGCCAGGACCAUGAGUAUCUCAAGUCUCACUAGCAUUGAUACCCCAACCAAGGCGCCCAUGUCUUCUACCCCCAUUGAGACAAGCCACAUGGAACAGCACCUGGCCCAGGAACUCUCCAUAUCAGAGAACGCCAGGUCUGAGCUUGAGGACAGAAUGGAAGCUCUGGAGCAGCAGAAGUCAUUAUAUCAGCAGUCUGUGGCCGAAUCACGUGGCCAGGUCACUUCUCUUGAAACACAACUCACGUCUUUAAAUGCAGAGCUGAAGGAACUCCGCCAGGAGCACCAUACACUGGAGAAAAAGUAUGACAAGCUGCAAAUGGAGACAGAGCUUCAACAGAGGGAGAGCCAGUCUAAAGAGACCGGAAUGGAGGCUCGUUUCGAGGUUCUGCAUGGGGAGAAAGAGGCCCUGGAGGAGAAGAUUAAUCAGCUGGGUGAGGACCUGCAGCUGGCACAGGAGAACCUCACCAUCACCACAAGUGAACGAGAUAGCCUAAAACAAGAGGUCGCCAGGCUCGUGGGUGAAGUUGGAUCCCUAGAGGAGGCCGGUCAAGGUACUGUGUCUGUGGACAAGCUGCAGGCAGUACAGGCUGAGAAAAGUCAAUUAGAGGAAAAGCUUAAGACCGUGUUAGAGGAGAGCUCAGAGCAGUCCCGCCAUCUGUUGGAAGUUCAGGAAGAGUUGCACGAACAAGGGAGCCAUGUUGCAAGCCUAGAGAAGAAAAUGUCUGCCCUUACAACUGGCUACCAGUGGCUCAACAUGCUUAAUACAUCUGCAGACUUCUCAGAGAUUCCUGACCUGGACUCCACUUCUACUCUUAUAUUGAAGGAUGUCUCUCACUUGGUUCUGAAUAUAAAAGAGAAGAUAGCUAACACAACUGCUGAGAAGGACAAACUGGCAGAGGAAUUGAAGGCACUUGGUGCUUCUAAUUCUGAACUGAAACAGCAGGCAACAGGUAGCAAAGAAAAGGUUGCUACAAUGGAAUCGUUUAUGACAAAGCUGCAGAAUAAUGAGGAUGAAAUGAGGAAGAGGGUGGCGACUUUGGAAGAGGCACUACAGGCUAAAGAAGAGGAGUUAAAACAAGCUCAUCAUUGCAGUGAGACCAGUAGUAGAAGCACCUCUGAGCUUCAAGAUAUGUAUGUUAAAUUGGAAGGUGAAAAAGAGAAUUUAGUUAAGAUGUUGUCUUCCAAGGAAGAAGAAAUUGAAACCAACUCAAAUGAAAUAAAGAGACUGUCUCUUCAGUUAGAUGACAAAAGCAAAGAGUUUGAUGAGCAGCUUCGAAAACUGCAGAGUAUGACACAAACUUCAGAAGGCCAAGAAAGGGUGAAUAAUGAAAAUAGAAUUACAAUAACAAAACUUGAACAAGACCUUGAAGAAGUUAAAAAGGGAAAUGAAUCAUUGCAAAAAGCAGGUGAUGAAUUGAAGUUGAGUUUGACACAAAGGGAACAGCACAUUGCUACAUUAGAAAAGGACAUUGAUGUUAAACUGAAAGAAAUUGAAGUGUUACUCUCUGAUAAAAGUAAAACUGCAACUGAGUUGAAAGAAAAUCAAGAUAAACUAUAUGAAAAACAAAGUGAAGUUCUCCUUUUGAAUGAAAGGUUAGAGAGAAGUCAAGAAGAAGUUGAAAGAACAAAACAGUUCUAUGAAGCUACAGCAAAGACUGAAUCUAAUCUCUCAGAGAGGUUUAAAGCACUUGAAAAUAGUCUUAAUGAGAAAGACAAAAGAAUUUCUGAGCUUAGUGAAAUAGAAAAGUCUUUGUUAGUUGAAAAUAGCAAAACACAACGUGAUAAAGAAGAUUUGGAAAAAGUGUUAGCAAAAUAUAAUGAAGACAUGGAAUAUUUAAAGAAGGGCUUUAAUGAUAAAGAGAGCAAAAUAGAUGGCUUAACAGGAUUGGUUACAGAACUAAAUAGUGAGAAAGAAACUCUGUUGAGGAAAGUUAGUGGACUAAAUGUUAAGAUUGAAGAAAUGUCUAGUGAGCUAAAUAAAGAAAAGAAUCUUCUUGAGGAGAGUUAUAAUGAACAAAAACUUCUUCAAGAGACUGUGAUUGAGAGUAAAUGUCAAGCUGAUAGCAUUGAUAUGGAAAAUCGGAAAUUGGAACAAAAGCUGUUCGAUAUAGAACAAAAGCAUAUUACUUUAAACAAAACUAUUGAUCAAAUGACAGUUGACUUUGAAAAUGCUGUCAAGGAGAAGGAAGAAUUAGAGGAUAAAGUUUCUAAAUUGGAACAUGAUCAAAAAGACAAUGAAAGUAAAAUUAACACUUUGAAUAUGGAAGUGGAAAAAAUUAUGCAAGAAAAAGAUGAUUUGAAAAGUCAACAGCAUGCAAGUGAGUCUUUAAUUGCUGAAAAGCAAGAAGAAAUAUCCAAUUUUGAGCUGAAUUUAGAUGUUUUAACAAAAGAUAAUGAGGAAAUGAGAGGAAAAAUGAGUCAUUUAGAAAGUACUUUUCAAAAAAGCAAUGAAUCAAACAACGAUUUGAAAUCUAAACUUGCCACUUCAGAAACUGAGGUUCAGACAGCAAAAGAGCAAAUUAAUCAGUACGAGAUAUUGCUGAAAGACGCGCACAGUGAAAGUAAAACUCUUAUGAGCAAAGCACAGGAGUAUGAAAAAGAAUUGUCUGAGUGCAGAAAUGAACUGGAUGAAAAAAUAAUUGAGGAUAAGCAGCUGACUGAAGAGAAUAACAUGCUAGUUAAGCAGCUAGGAGAUGUGAAGUCAAGGUUAGUUGAAAAGGAGGAUGAGAUAACGUUUCUUAGUCAGUCACAUGAGGAACUGAAGAGUAUACAUUCAGAAAUUGAAAGUGGAAAAAAUGACAUGGAAAAGACAUGUCAGAGACUUUCUGAUGACAUUCUGGUUUUACAAGAGAAAGAAUCGAAUAAUGUAGACGCUAUCAAAAAGCUUGAAGAAAGUGUUCAGAAACUGGAACUGGAAAAGGAAAGUGUUCAUGGAUCAUUAUCUCUAAAAUGUGUCGAAAUAAAUGAGCUACAGGCCCGGUAUGAUGAUUUCCAAUCAGAAAAUGCGUGUCUGGUUCAGGAGUAUGACCUACUGCAGCAGACAUUCAAUGAUCUCAAGGAAACCGAAGAGGUUGUAAGAUCUAAAUUAUCUGAAAUGACAACAAGUCGGGAUGAAGCAAGAGCUGAGGUUGACAGUUUGCAACAUAGUUUGAAUGAAGUAAAAAGUAAAUUAAAGGAAACUUCAGAUGAAAAGGAUGAGAUUGAACAAAAUAAAGCUGAUUUGGCAGCUGAAAUUGAAAGAAUACAAGUCAUUUUGCAAGAAAAGGAAGAUGCUAAGAAAAAGGUUGAAAAUGCAUAUGAUGCUAUCUGUGUUGAAAAAGAAAAGCUUGAAGUGCAAUUACAUGACACAUUGCAUGAGCAUGACACAAAAUUGUCAGAGAUUGAGGCUUUACAACAGCAAGUAACGGAAGCAAUGAACAGGUUAUCUGAGAGAGACAGCUGUAUUGAAAAUUUAGAAAGUUCUCUUGGUGAGUCAUCUGAAACUGUUACAGAAUUGGACGGGAAAGUAAACCAGCUUUUAGAUGAGUUAAAGUCUAAGAAUGAUUCCCUUGCACAGCUGAGAACUGGUAUUGAGGAAAGUAGAGAGGAGAAUCAACAACUGAAAUUGAAAAUCUCUGAGGUGAGACAGAGUGAAACAAAGCUUAGAGAAGCUUUACAUUCAUCAGAACAGAUGUACUCAGAGAUGCAGAAUAUUGCAUCUGAAAAAUCAAAUGAGCUAGAAAAUCUACAGGUUUCGGAAAGAAAAUUGCAAGCAGAAAUCAAGGAAUUGGAAAGGGACAAAGAACAGGUUUUGACUGAUUUGAGAUUAGAGAAAACUGAGAAAGACACUUUGCAAAAUAAGAGUAGUAAUGACUAUGGAAUUAUAAAUGAGUUAAAAGAGACAUUAGACGCACAGAGAGAUCAGUGCAGAGGAGAAAUUACAAGGCUUGAGCAAGAAAUACAAGAUUUACUGUUAAAGGAAAAUACAAUAAUACAGGAAAAGAAUGCUCUUUCAAAUAAAUGUGUAGACCUCGAGGCAAAAAAUGAGGAUUUACAUACUAAGUCUGAAGAGCAUGAAGUUACAAUAAAAGGCUUUGAAAAUCAGGUCAGAAUGUUGUCUGAAGAAAGCUCGACAUUGCAAACAUGUAAUGUUGAAUUAGAAGAUGUGAUUAAAAGUUUGAAAAGUAGAAUAGAAUCAGCAGAAAAAGAGAAAGAAAGUUUGAAAGACGAAAUAAAUCAGUUACAAAUUGUUGUGCAUGAAAAAGAGAACAGUUUCUUGUCAGACACACAUAAAUAUAAAGAAGAUUUAGAGAAUAUGCAGCAGCAACUAGAGAAACUUAAUACAGAAAUUGAAUCUCUAACAGCUUUAAAUAAGAAGCUUCAAGAGGAAAAUGAAGAUGUUGAGUCUAAGUUUUCAAAUUUGAAGGAAGCAUUAGAUGAUGUUAACAUGAAGCUUGAAGCUGAACAAGACUCAAACGAAGAAAAAAUCACUGAAUACAGAGGUAACUUGGCUGCUCUACAGACUGAAGUCCAAAAUCUUACAGAUGAAAAUGAUGAAAAGGGUAAACUCAUUCAGGGCAUGAAAAAUGACAUAGAUACCGAAGUAUCUGAAUACAAGGAUAAGAUAGCAAGUCUUGAAGAGAUAAAUGACAAACUUUCAGCAACUGUCAACAUGUGUGAAACUACCAUUACUGAUUUGGAAAACAAGCUUGUUGAAGAAAGCAACAAUUAUCAAGAAGAAAUAGAACAAGUGAAGGCAAUACUAUCAGAAACUAAUGAAGCAGUGUUGGACUUACAAAAGGAAUUGAAAAGCUAUCAAGAUGAGAAGGAGGAUUUGUUAAGUCAAAUUAAAUCACUUGAAGGUGAUUUGUCAGAAAAAGAAAACGUAGUUCAACAGUUUUCUGACAAAAUUACUGUUAAUGAAGACACACUGAAAGAGCUUUAUGAAAAGGUACAGAAAGCUGAUUUCAAAGAAACUGAACAGAAUACUUUGAUCACACAAUUUGAAAGUAAAAUACAAGCUCUGGAAACUGAGCUUGAGCAGAUAAGAAAUGAAAAAGAAUCACUUCAGAUGGAAGUAGCAAGCAUGGAAAAUGAACUAGAAUCAACAAAGGCAGCCUCUACAAAAAAUGAAGCUAAGUUGAAUGAGAUAACCAUGGAAAGAGAGAAAAGUGCACAAGACAGUGAAGCAGAGUUGGACUCACUUAGACAAGAGAUAACAGCAUUGGAGUUUCAGCUGAGCUCUAAUCAAUUGGAAUUUGAACAAAAUCAACAAGCUGCAGCUGAGACAAGUCAGUUUGGUGAGAUGAAAGAGAAGGUCUUGGAGCAGGAGACAUUGAUAGAACAACUACAGACAGAGAUGGGAAGUCUGAGGGAGAUUGCUGGCAGAUGUAGAGAACAGGAACAGCAGAUUGAGCAACUGAAGGAAGAAUUACAGAUGAAAGUUGAUGAGAAUGAGGACUUGGCAUCACAAAUUGAUGAGGUGAAGCAGAACUUGCAAAAAGAAAUGAGUUCUUCUUUAGUUGUUAAGGACAGUCUGGGUGCGGAGAUGGAGAAGACAGAAGAACAGUUGAAAGAGAAGGACGAUGAGAUCUCCCAGCUGCGAGCCGACCUUGACCAGUUGAAGAAAAAACUAGUACAGCUCAUACGAGAGAAGGACACCCUGUGGCAGAAGACAGACCUGUUGACAUACCAGCGUCGUCUGCAAGCGUCUGAGAAGUGGAUGGAUGAUGGCAAGGUCACACACUGUCUGACCUGCAACACAGAGUUCUCCUUCACACUUAGAAAGCACCAUUGUCGUCUGUGUGGGCGAAUCUUCUGCCAUAGCUGUUCUAGUAACUGGGUGUACACUGCAUCAUCAAGCAAGAAGAGUCGUGCGUGUCACGAGUGUUAUGAGCACUACCAGGCAGCCUUGAAGGGCCACUCCAACCCCAGCCCCACUCCUGGAGAAGAGGGGGGAGAACAGGAGGAGAGUGUCGUUCUGCCCCACCGACAGGUCUUGGGUGUUGCCUCACCCCCCUCAAACCUCUCUGACAGCAUGGCAUCGUCUGCUACUUCCCUCGAAUGUGAGGGAGGGGACGAUAACAGCCCCCAGGAUGAUGUCAAUGGAGUCUCCAGAAAUUUGGGGUUCGAAGGACCUGCUCUACCUCCAGACCCCACUCCAUCCCAGCUGAACACGUCGGGGGAGACAGGGGGAAAUGAGACAGAUGAGGAGAAGCUAAAGGAUAGCGUUGCUGUAGCUGGGGCAGUACAGGGACCUGGAAGUGAUGAGAGAGGGGACAGUAGUGAAGACAGAUUUCAUCUUGUGUCUGAUGACGAGAUCCAGCGAUCCAUCAGUAUGAGUGGUGACCAUGAAUUUGAGGCCCCACUUGAUCCCAACAUGACAAGUAGUAUGUGUAUCCCCCUGGAGGAGCUGGAACGAGGGGAGAUUAACAGCAAGAAUGAGGUCUGGAUAAAAGCCGGGAAGUCAUACGCAGUUCCCGUCCUUGUCUCCACACUCAAUACUCUCUUUGGAUGGGAGUUCACAUCAUACCCCAAGGAUGUGGUAUUCAGUGUGAACUAUCGACCCAGCCUGGGUGUGGCUGUAUCUGAGGGCCAGGAGUUAGUUCCCCCCUGUAAGUGUGACUCCCAUAAACAGGCUGUCCGAGGGGAACUGGCUGCCAAACAGCUGGGAGUAUACACCCUUGUGUUCGACAACACUUACUCAAAACUGACGUCCAAGCGUGUGAACUACUCCCUAUUCUCCAGUAAGCAGAGGCAAGACUCAGACUGAGGAUGGAGUGUAUUGAUGUAGCCAUGAAUGAGGGGCGUUCAAUUAGCAUAUAAGUAUAUGGAGAAAAAUUAUACAGCAAACAAAGGGCAGACACCUACUUAAGGAUGAGAUGGAUGGAUGUAGCCAUGAAUGAGGGCAUUUUAUAAACAUAUGAGUUUAAGGGGAAAAGGUUAUACAGUGAAUGGAAGAUAUAUUGGAAAGAUCAAUGACUGUGAUUAAUGUGCAUGAGGGGUGUUCUAUAUACAUGUACAUAUUAUUAUCUGGAAAACAUUUCUACAGUAGCCAGCAGACAUUUACCAGCCAAUAUAUGGAAAGGCUCAUUGAAAUUAAUCAAGCACAAGGUGCAUUCCAUAACACCAAAAAAAUAUAAUGGAAAGUCAUAAUACAGUAAACAUUAAGACUGACUUGGACUUUUAAAACGUGUUAUGAUGUGUUUAAGGAAAAAUUGUUCUUCAGUAAACAUAGUCAAGUUACUGACUUUGAUAUAGGAAGCAUGGCAUUGAGUUAAAUGUAAUGAUAUUAUAUCCAGAAAAUGGAAAAUGUGACUACAUUUAAAACGCCCCUCAUUUUACUCAUAGGAAAUGUUACCUGCAUAGUGCACAACUUUUUCAUGAAAUAUCAUGACUUUACUUAAAGACUUAAGAGAGGCUUAUUUAUGUAAAGUGAGAGUUUUUUUUAAGGAAUGGCUGUCCAAAUAGUUCCUUAGUAGUUUAAUACUGAUAUGUAAUAGAAAAAAAAUGGGUUGAACACUCACAAAAAGUUUACAUGUGCCAUAACCUUGUUUACCUGUAAAGAAAAUGAUGUUAAUAAUGAAGUUAAGGCCGCUGUUUCCUUAUUGUAAAUGUUUAUAUAAAGAAGAUAGUUGUGCUUUAGUUUCUGUCGCCGAAUGUAUAAAACUGGUUGACGCUUUGGUUUGGUCAAAAUUAACCAAAAUGUCAAUGAAUUGGUCGAUAUUUAUUCAAAUAUUGACCAAUCAGAUCAAGUAUUUAUUUACUUUAGACAAGCCUUAAAUUAACAUGUGAAAAUCAAAGUUGUAUUCCAUUGGCUGCUUAAGUCAAGUGACAUUUUUGUAAAAUGAUUUUGUUGAUGAGAAAAUGGGUUGUGAUCAUGUACAUAAAUGCAUGUUUGUUUGUUAUUUUAUUUCUUUAAGCUGUUUAUGCCUUCUUCCAAUACAAUGUAUGUCAAAGCACAGUUAUGUCAGAUCUUUAGCUUUUGAAUGAUAUGUUUUUAUUUAAACCAUUAAAGCUGCACUCUCACAGAUAUACCAUUUUUACAACUUUUUUAUUUUUUGUCUUGGAAAGAGCAAUUUUUUGCGUAAAUAUCUGCAAACCAAUGAUAAAAGAUUGCUGACAAUAGAUCAGAUUGCAGAUUUUCAUAUUUCCGUUCGAAAAUUAAUGUUUUAUGGCUUAAACCGUUACUAACAGUUUUAAGAAAAAUGCAUAAAACAUCAAUUUUGAAUUUAAAUAUAAUAAUCUGCCAUUUAAUUUUUUGUCAGCAGUCUGUUAUAACUGGUUUCCAUGGAUUUUCGCUAAAAUUAGCUCGUUCCAAGACAAAAAGUAAAUAAAGUUGUCAAAACGUUCAAUCUGUGAGAAUGCAGCUUUAAGAACACUGGAAUGUGAAGCAUUUAUACUUUUAUUCAAGGAUUCUGUCAUUUUAAAAUCACUUUUCAUUUAUAAGGGUUUUAGCUGAAAAAGAGUUAUGGAAGGUUGCUGCACCCUGUCCUUCUUCAGUAGCACCCUUCUGCCCUCAUGGAGACCAGCAUGUGUACCCUUUUUCCUUUAUAGAAAUAAAUCUCCCAGACUCUCAAAUAUCUAUUUUGUAUUGUUUAAUACUUUAAUAGAAUAAGAUUAUAAAUACAUACACACUUGACAUAUCUGGCAGUUGAAACCUAAUAUCACUUCAAUUAAAACAGGAUUUCUAACAUUUUUUGCAAAAUUUUUAAUUUUAAGUUCUUCAUAGCCUGAUUCAAUGUGACAUUUUCUCUCUUAGCAUCAUGUUCUUUUUCUGCAGCACCUUAUCCUUUUAAAUCCGGGCUAAAACCCUUAUUUAUAUAACCUGAGGACUGACUAAAUUUAAUCUGGUCAAACAGGAGACCGGUAGUUGAAAGUAAUGUUGGUGAAUGUAUUUUGAUUAUCUUGUCUGCAUUUAGUCAAGUCAUUGACAUAUCAUUGACAUUCCUGUAAUGAGUUAAAUUCAUUCAUAUUCCAAUUUAUAUGCUACUUUCAUUGUUAUAAAAAAAUGUACAUCAACAGUUUUAAUAGAAGUGUGUCUUUUGUACAUGACAUAAAUGAAAUGAAAUUUCUUUUUUUUUAGCCUGAAUAUUAAUUUUGCAUAUGCAUGUUAUUUUAGCCUUAGUUAAACUGGGCAGAAACCAGUACUGUGUCCUUUUUGAGAGGCCAUGAGAAAGUACCCCUAGUGGGGAUCGAACCCCUAGUGGGGAUCGGACCCACAACCUGUUGGGUGAGAGGCGGGUACCAAUACCACUAGACCACUCUCACAUUGUAAUUCUUAUAGGAUUUUCCUGAAAAAAUAUUCUAUUUAUUCUUACUGAAACACUUGCAUCAGAUCAUGAUAUUUUUCCUAGAGUGGCUCCUUAACAUCUACAACUGAACCUUUAAAGAUGUACUCUUACUCCCAAAUAAGACUUACCACAUUUAAUAAUAUUGUUUUAAUAUUCCAAAAAAGAUAAAUAAAGGUCAAAAACAAUAGUUCAUAUGAAGGAAACCGAGUUUUAUUUGAACGGAAUGAGCAUAAAGCAUGGUAUUUCUACCUUAUGAGACUAUAGUAGACCACAGUAAAUCUUUUAGCAUUCACCAAUCAUUUAAUAUUUUUUUGCUUUUUCUGCUAUAAGAUACACGGUAACAAUCUUUUUAUCAGUAAUUAAUAUUUUCCAUAGUUGCAUUAUUUAGUAAGUAUUUAAAGGUUUAACAGGGAAAAUUGAUGUUUGUUAAACAUGUGUAUGUAUUGAUUUUAAAUAAACGUGUCACUUUAUUUUUGAUACCCCAUUAUUAAAUAAUAGUGUCAAAGAUUGAUGAUUACAGAUCAAAAGACCUAAAUAUGGUAUAAAACUUUUAAAUUUUGUGAAAUUAUUCUGUAUUUUUGUUUGCUAAUAUAUUUUAAGAAAAAAAAUCAAUACUCAAUAUGUAAUUGUCAAUAUUUUCAUAUAUUUAUGUACAUAAAUAUAUAUUUUCAUUUUAUGAUUGUAUUUGUUAAUUUGAUUGUGUUUUAUUUUGUGUGCAAUAUAUUUUUAAUAUUAUUUACUUUUGAGGUAUAAAUUUUUAAAAGCUGAAUUUUACAUCAUGAUAUGUUGGGUUUAAACCAGUGUUUCUUUUGUAUUAUGUUAAAUCUUUUGUUUUUGAAAUAAUGCCAUAACUUAGCGUCUUAAAUGGGUGGUCUCAAAACUACAAAUGUAAAACACUCGUAAUUAUGUAUCAAGAGUUUGUAGAAAUGAGACACACCUUUUAAAUAAAGAUUAUUUUGAGAAAACUUAUUUUAGUGAGAUGCACAGAGAAUAAAAGUAUUGACUUGACUUGACAUACAAAAUGUACAUGUACUGUUCAUAAGGCUGUGUCCCAGUUGUAUUGACAUCAUAUGGAUUGUUAACAAUAUAGCCAAUCAAUAAGUACAAAGUGCGACAAAUAUGUACUAUUUAUUGAUAUGUUUUGUGCAUUUAUCAGUACUUUGCUCUAUUUAAUUAUUUGUAUCAUUAAAAGAAUUUAAUUUGUGUUGUAUGUACAGGCAUUUUAUAUUAUACCAUGUUCAGAAAAUUACAAAUAUGUUUAAGUUUCAAAUGUUUAAAAUCAUUUAAAAAUAAAAUUGUUCAAUGA
Molecule: messenger RNA, 11403 nt
Organism: Mya arenaria
Lineage: Eukaryota; Metazoa; Mollusca; Bivalvia; Myida; Myidae
Product: FYVE and coiled-coil domain-containing protein 1-like
Exons: 25
Coding region: 131-7576 (2481 amino acids)
Biological process (GO): plus-end-directed vesicle transport along microtubule; positive regulation of autophagosome maturation
Cellular component (GO): lysosome; late endosome; autophagosome
Molecular function (GO): metal ion binding
Source: RefSeq, a predicted model, not a curated record